Messenger RNA from Macrosiphum euphorbiae (potato aphid), 747 nucleotides. The record is from the annotation of a GenBank genome assembly. Lineage: Eukaryota; Metazoa; Arthropoda; Insecta; Hemiptera; Aphididae.
AUGUCCGUCGACGGAGAAGGUGAUGUCUCGUUGACUCAAAAGGUCCCCCCUACUCUUGACUCCUUAGACAAUAGGCUCAGAGAUAUGUUUGAAAACUUUGCCCUCCAGUUUGACGCUAUGUCCAAGAGGUUAGUUGCUUUUGAUACCCGUAUUGAGGAGUUGUGUACCCGUGUGGAUGACGGUGAUACUGAGAUUAGGACAAAUUUCCAGCAACUUCAGGCGAAUAUCAACCGUGAUUUUAUAAAUAUUCAGAACGAUCUCUCUCAUCAACAACUAUGCUGUCAGGAAACCCAGAAAACCAACACCCUCACAUAUCACCAAAUCCAAAACACUGUCAAAACCCUCACUAGUAGAGUAAGCAUGGUCGAAGGUCAAUCUGCCCGUCUAGCUGCCCUGGAAAAUGUUGUCCGGAACCCUAUCUCUGUCUCUAAACCUCUUUCUACAACCUCGUACCCCCUAGCCUGUUCUCAAGCCCCAGCCAAUAUCAGCUACCAACCCCCUGCACAAACUUUCAAUAAUAAUAUUUCCGCUAUGCCUCAAAUUUCAAGUAAAGAUAGUCAACCCCUCUUACAACACUCUUUUAAUAAUUCUCAGCCUUUUACACAAAAUUCAUUUAAUAAUCUGUUCACCUCAACUACAAUUACAAAUUCACUUCCCACACAACCGGCUGCCCCGUAUCACACUUCAGUCUAUUCGGCACCUCAACACCAAUGUACAUUUUCAAACCCUAGCACAACUAGUAAAUGA